GUUUAUGACUCAUCCAUUUCUUUAGUGGUUGUAACUCGGCACAGAACUAUGCUAGACUUACUAUGCUAGACUUGACUAGUAAUGCACACACAAUUUCAUUUUUAUUCUUCUUAGAUUAUAGAUAGAAGUUCAACUAUAGCUGAUUUUUUUGCUAAUUUAUCGAACAUCGAAGAUGAUUUGAUUAUAUGUUUGUGUUAUAAUUUGAGAGGAUGAUUGAUUAAAGAUGUAAAGAGUCUAAUGAUAGUGAUUUGUAUACGACUAACGUUAAAUUUUAGCUUGUAGUAGUUUUUAAUACAUAACCCCAAGUGUUUUAGUACUGCAUAUGUUAAUUGACGCUUAAGCUCAUAAAAUUCGUUAUAUCUUCUCAUGUGCUUAGUGGCCCCCGUACAUAAAUGCUUAAAAUAAAGUUUGCUUAUCAAUCAUGUCCCCAAGAGCCAAUGAAUCUGUUCAAACAUAGUUCGACACGUAUAGUUAGGUUCGUCGUAUAGAGAUUCUCGAUGACCUCGUUGUUUCCGCCAUCUGUUUCCACCCACCACGAACAUGCAUCCAUUCUCCGUCCAUUACUACGUGUCACGAUCAAACAGUAUCUUAUACCGACCAGGAAACUUUAUUAUAUAACGACUGCAAAACCAGAACCCAUGUUAAUGGGCGUGAGCAUGCUCAUAAUUGUCGAUUAAUUUUAAUUACUGGCUUACUAGACAUACACGUUCAUCAUCAUAAUAGUGAAUUGUUUUGUAUAAAAAGCCACUGUUUCUGCUCUCAAGUCUUGAAGCGGCUUUCAAGAAUAAGAAAAUAUGCACUAUCAAGAACAGAUGGAGUCUCUUAUGUUGGGUGAAGAACGUAAACGUGGAAAUUGCGUUAGGGACGCAGACGCGGAAGCAGAUGAAGGUUUUAACUCUCCUGACGAUUCGGACCGUCGCAGUUCAUCUUCUUUAAGAAGAGGGUUGUCGAAACAUUACAAAGGUAAGUCACAGUCAUUCACGUCCUUGUCGGAAGCUUUAACAGUAGAGGAUCUCGCAAAACCCGAGAAUCCUUUAAACAUAAAACUGAAGCAGCGACGGGGGAACACUCACUGUCGAAGGCUCUCCGGAUGUGGAGGUGCAUCGGAGCAAAGCUUAGGCGGGCACGACGCGUGCCACUCCGGAAACGGUAGGCCGCCGCGACUUUCCGGUAACAGACCGCCUCCAAGAGCCCAGACGCUCUCGGCUGCUCAUAUAUCAGUUUUACUCACUCGAACCUAAACCUGAAAGUUUUUAACUUUGUUCUUUCUCUAAACCGGAACAUAACCGGGUUUCGUUUGGGACGAUGUUUUCUUAAUUGUGUGAAUGUAAAAGUUAUUAAGUACGUUAACUCCUUUAAUCAUUUUGUAAAUUACAGUUAAUUUAAAUAACUCAGGCCGUAGUAACCGUACAUUAUACACAAGAGAUUCUGAA
Molecule: messenger RNA, 1433 nt
Organism: Raphanus sativus (radish)
Lineage: Eukaryota; Viridiplantae; Streptophyta; Magnoliopsida; Brassicales; Brassicaceae
Product: protein OXIDATIVE STRESS 3 LIKE 3-like
Exons: 2
Coding region: 795-1241 (148 amino acids)
Source: RefSeq, a predicted model, not a curated record